Messenger RNA from Penicillium angulare, 909 nucleotides. RefSeq names its product urate oxidase. The coding region runs from base 1 to 909 and encodes 302 amino acids. Gene Ontology annotation, cellular component: peroxisome. Gene Ontology annotation, biological process: purine nucleobase catabolic process; urate catabolic process. The transcript is spliced from 3 exons. The record is from RefSeq and is a predicted model, not a curated record. Gene Ontology annotation, molecular function: urate oxidase activity. Lineage: Eukaryota; Fungi; Ascomycota; Eurotiomycetes; Eurotiales; Aspergillaceae.
AUGAGCGCUCUCGCUGCUGCCCGCUACGGCAAGGACAAUGUCCGUGUGUACAAGGUGCACCGUGACGAGAAGACCGGUGUCCAGACUGUGGUUGAGAUGACCGUCUGCGUCCUGCUAGAGGGCGACAUCGAAACCUCUUACACUCGCGCCGAUAAUAGCGUUGUUGUCGCCACCGACUCCAUCAAAAACACCAUCUACAUCACUGCUAAGCAGCAGCCCGUUACUACCCCCGAAGUAUUCGGUGCCAUUCUCGGUACCCACUUCGUCGAGAAGUACAACCACAUCCACGCCGCGCACGUCAGCAUCAUCACCCACCGCUGGGUGCGCAUGAACAUCGAGGGCAAGCCCCACCCACACUCGUUCGUUAAGGACAGCCCCGAGACCCGUAACACACAGGUCGAUGUGAUCGAGGGCAAGGGCAUUGACAUCAACUCCUCCAUUAACGGCCUGACCGUGCUGAAGAGCACUGGCUCGCAGUUCUGGGGCUUCCUCCGUGAUGAGUUCACUACUCUCAAGGAGACCUGGGACCGUAUUCUCAGCACUGAUGUCAAUGCUAACUGGCAGUGGCGCCGCUUCGGCAGCGUCUCAGAGGUUCGGGCCAACACUGCCGGAUUCGAUAAGGCCUGGCAAUCUGCUCGUGAUAUCACCCUGAAGACUUUCGCAGAGGAUAACAGCGCCAGUGUGCAGGCUACCAUGUACAAGAUGGGCGAGCUGAUUCUGGCUGGAGCACCUCUGAUCGACACUGUGGAGUAUGCGCUCCCCAACAACCACUACUUCGAGAUUGAUCUCAGCUGGCACAAGGGUAUCAAGAACACCGGCAAGGAUGCCGAGGUGUACGCUCCCCAGUCCAACCCCAACGGUCUUAUCAAGUGCACCGUUGGUCGCUCCGGACAGAAGGCCAAGCUGUAA